CCGCUGUCACGCUCUCGGAUGAGCCGCAGCCGCCGCAGCCCCGGGAGCCCACGCGCGAGUCGGUAGCCGCCGGGCGAGCUGAACGAGCCCAGGGCAUCCCCCCGGCAGCCCCCCGCGGCCGCAGGGAUGCGGUGUCCCCGUCCUUAGGAAAACCUGGGCCACGACUUGCCACCUCGGGACCCCGCGGCCACAUCCCCGCUGUCCUGCCAGAGGGAAUACCCGAGCCCCAGCGCGGUGUCGGCGCCCAGAGGGAUGUGGAGCCACAGAGGCAGCGGACCCUGUGACUGACACAACCCCGCCAGCCCACAGCUGAAUGGAAAGACUGCAGAAGCAGCCACUGACCUCCCCUGGGAGCGUCUGUUCUUCCCGCGGAUCCAGCGUUCCUGGAUCUCCCUCCAGCAUCGUGGCCAAAAUGGACAACGAGGUCCUGGGGUACAAGGAUCUGGCUGCCAUCCCUAAGGACAAAGCGAUCCUGGACAUCGAACGCCCGGACCUGAUGAUCUACGAGCCCCAUUUCACCUACUCGCUCAUGGAGCACGUGGAGCUGCCCCGGAGCCGGGAGCGCUCCCUGUCUCCCAAAUCCAUGUCUCCUCCUCCGUCUCCAGAGGUCAUCCGGGAGUGGCUGGAGAGCCGGCCCCCCAGCAGCACCCCGCUGCCCCCCUCGCGCCAGGGCACUGCCCCGACCCGCAGCAGCGUCCAGCACUUCCACCGACCCGAGACCGACACGACAGAGCUCAACAUCUACAAGAAGCCACCGAUCUACCGGCAGAAAGACCACCAUUCCAGCGCCCACCACGGGAAGCAUCUCAUAGAGGACUUGAUCAUCGAAUCCUCCAAAUUCCCGGCGGCGCAGCCCCCGGAUCCCAACCAGCCCGCCAAGAUCGAGACCGACUACUGGCCGUGCCCCCCGUCCCUGGCCGUCGUGGAGACGGAGUGGAGGAGGCGGAUGGCGUCCAAGAGGGGGGAGGAGGAGGAGGAGGAUCUCACGGAGGAGAUGAAGAACCUGCGGGAGCUCCAGCGGCAGGAGCUGAGCAAGGUCACCUCCAACCUCGGGAAGCUGAUCCUGAAGGAGGAGAUGGAGAAGUCGCUCCCGAUCCGGAGAAAAACUCGCUCGCUGCCGGACCGGACGCCCUUCCACACGUCCCUGCACUCGAGCUCCAAGAGCUCCUCCCUCCCCGCCUCCGGCCGAAGCACCCUCACCCGGCUGCAGUCGGCAGAGUUCGGCUCGGCGGGGAGCGAGAAGGGCAGUCCGGCCCUGCAGAACGGCCAGCGCGGGCGCAUGGACAGAGGGAACUCCCUGCCCAGCAUGUUGGAGCAGAAGAUCUACCCCUAUGAGAUGCUGAUGGUGACGAACCGAGGCCGCGUGAAGCUCCCGCCCGGCGUGGACAGGACCAGGCUGGAGCGACACCUGUCCCCCGAGGACUUCCUGAAGGUGUUCGAGAUGCCGCCGGAGGAGUUCAGCAAACUGGCGCUGUGGAAGCGCAACGAGCUGAAGAAGAAAGCCUUCCUCUUCUGAGCCCUCCUCGGCCCCGAGCUCCGUCCGUGUCGCGCCGUGUAACCGCUUUAGGGCUCUCAGCCGGUUUUUAUUGGGGUCCUCCACCCUUCCCGGCCCCUCCAGUCCCCCAGAUCUGCCCCCCACCCCCCCCCACCCCCCCCCCCCGCCUCAAUUCUCCUGCAGGGAACGGGAUUGGGGCGGCUCGAACCUGCCUGGGGCAGCCCCCGCCCGGCAGCAGGCACGGUUCAGCCAGGAGGGGAGGUUUGGGGGGGGUCUCUGAGCUUUGUGUCCCCCCCCACCUUUUCCCCCCGGGAAUGUUGGUGGGGCAGUGCCUGGCUCUGCUUUUGGCUGGGUCCGAGGGGAGGGCAGUGAGGAGGGUCCCCUCCUCCCUGCGGGUCCGCCGCCCCCAGCCUCCCCACCCCGGGGUGCCCCUGUGCCCCCCAAGGUGCCCCUGCCCCCCACCCUGAGGCUUGGGAAGAGCCUGGGGGCCGACACUGCCAGAGCGAUGUUCUCCCGGCAAAGCCAGGCGCAAAUCCUGCCCUGCCCGCCUCCAGCCCCUCAAUUUUAUCCCCACCCCCGGUCCCGCCUGUGCCAGGUGCUGCAGCGAGGACCCCAAGGACACUGCCAAACCCCCCGGCUCCGGGCUGGGCGGAGGGGCAGGGGGAGCACCCUGGGGCUGGGUAGGGGGUGGCAGAAUUGGGGUGGGGGGGGUCCCAAUGAGACCCUGAGGCAGCUCCUGGUGCAUUUCCAGCUGCGGAUGUGGGGGGAUGCACUGGGGGGGGUGCAGGAGGGGCGGGGGGGAUGCACUGGGGGGGUGCAGGGGGGCACUGGGGCGAUGAUUUGGGGGGUACAGGAGGGCGCUGGGGCGAUGAACUGGGAUGCUGAAGUGGGAUGAUGAACCGGGGCGAUGGAUUGGAGCAGGGCACGGCUCGCGAUGGGCACGGCGGCCACCCACGGCAGGGCUGGGCAGUGUCCCUGGCCCCUCCCGGCCGCGCGGACAGGGCUCGGCACCGGGCAGCACCUUCCCUUGUCACCCCCCUCCCCUCUCCAGGCACACGUUUUGGGCAGGACCCCUCUUUCCCCGCACCCCCCCCGGUCGCCCCCUCCCCCACGCUCCCCGGUUUCUGUUUCCAGCCACUUUUCCAGCCGCUAGACCUUGUUGGGGUGUAAAGAAUGUAAUUUAUCGGGAAUUCACUGGCCCAUACUUGCCUUUCACUGCUACGAACGACAUAUCUAUAAAUAUAUAUAUAAAUAUGGGUUGUUUUCGGACUGGACUACAGUGAUUCACUUUCUCUGUUUUUGUUAGAGUUUAUUUUAUUUGCUGGUGUCGGAGAAUCCGCGUGAGAGUGAUUUUUUUGCUUACAAUUAAAGGUGAAAUGGCUUUAUCCA
Corvus hawaiiensis (hawaiian crow) is the source of this 2884-nucleotide messenger RNA. It is a transcript of the gene DMTN, whose product is annotated as dematin actin binding protein. Gene Ontology annotation, molecular function: actin filament binding. Gene Ontology annotation, cellular component: plasma membrane; actin cytoskeleton. Lineage: Eukaryota; Metazoa; Chordata; Aves; Passeriformes; Corvidae. Gene Ontology annotation, biological process: cytoskeleton organization; lamellipodium assembly; actin filament bundle assembly. Bases 314 to 1516 code for a protein of 400 amino acids. The record is from RefSeq and is a predicted model, not a curated record. The transcript has 18 exons.